Nematostella vectensis (starlet sea anemone) is the source of this 1659-nucleotide messenger RNA. RefSeq names its product tetraspanin-6. Lineage: Eukaryota; Metazoa; Cnidaria; Anthozoa; Actiniaria; Edwardsiidae. Bases 60 to 812 code for a protein of 250 amino acids. The transcript has 7 exons. The record is from RefSeq and is a predicted model, not a curated record. Gene Ontology annotation, cellular component: membrane.
CGUACUAGUUUCCCUCGGUCAGACGUCGAACGCCAAAACUUUCCUCGAGACAAACAAAGAUGGCUGCGAUGAAGCUCGGAGCUUGCAUGCAAUGCGUCAAGUUCCUUUUAUUCGGCUUCAAUGCUUUGUUCUGGUUGAUGGGCUUGAGUGUUUUAGCUGUUGGUAUCUGGGCAAGAAUACAGUUUAGCGACUAUAUGAAGCUCUCUUCACACGAUUAUGCCACUGCUGCAUAUAUCUUGAUUGGCAUCGGCUUCUUGAUUGCUAUUAUUGGGUUUAUUGGGUGCUGUGGAGCUCUAAAGGAACACACAUGCUUGCUGAAAACUUUUGGGGUAAUUCUUGGUCUUCUCUUUCUUGUGGAAUUGGGAACAGCCAUUACUGGAUACAUCUUCCGUAGUGAGAUAAAGACAGGUUUGAGUGACGGGCUGGACACUGCCCUGAAGGACUACCCAGAACAAGGCUUCAAAGAUGCUUGGAAUGACAUGCAGAAGAAUUUGAAAUGCUGUGGAAGUAGGAACUACACAGAUUGGUUCAUGGUUGCCUGGGCAGGACCAAACACUAAGAACGGCUCAGUCCCUGAGUCUUGUUGCAAGGACACUAAAGUGAAGAGCUGCAAUCUGGAGGUUCUCAGUCAUCCAGAGACCAUCAACUCAGAACAGGGUUGCUAUGGUGCUGCUGUGAAGUAUUUUGAAGACAAGCUGGUUAUUAUUGGUGGAGUUGCACUAGGACUGGCAGUAUUCCAGUUGAUCGGCAUAGCGUUUUCCUGUUGCUUGGCCAGUACUUUGCAUAAUAAUCUCAAGUAUGAACUUGUCUAGGACCAAUAUAUCAACAACUCUGCAUUAGACUCAAGUCGCCGAAUAGAGCACAAAGGCCUUACUCUAAGGCUGCCAUAGCUUGAGAAAGAUACUUUACUAGAUUUUAAAGAUACUUUACUAGAGAUGUAUAUUUUAGAGCUAGUUAGAUUUCAAUAACUAAAAUAAAACACCUAGUUGUCUCCUAGGUAAGUUUUGAGGUUAUAGAUUUAAUUCCAUGCAAUGCAGAGACCUUCGUAGGGUUUAGAUAACUUCUAAUUUCUAACUUGAGGUUCCUGUGUACUGUAUACUAAACUGUAGCUACCAUACAAAGAUUACAACCAAUCAAAAUAGGUCAAGCCCUCAAAAAUACUAGUUUUAAUAGUUUAUACAAUAGUAGACAGAGAAGCUUCAACAACAUAAUAUAUAUCAAUGCACAACUGUACAUUUUGCAUACACACUGAGCAACUAUAUUGCAUUGAACAUAUGAUUAUAGAGUUUUCUCAAUUUUAAUAGCUUUUAUCUAAUUUCAAUUUUGACAGAAUUUAUUUAUGCACAAUGAAUGCCCAAAUGAACAUUAUAUUGAUUUAUAUCACAGUUUGAAAUAGAACACUAUCUCCUGAUACAGCUGACAUAUUUCAGAAUGUUGGCUGUUGAUAAUUAAGGGUUUGCAAAUGUUUAUGUUCUAUCAAUGUAUUUUAUUAUGUUCUUAUUUUUGUACACAAAUUUUUUUCCCUUUGUUAUUUGUUUAUUUGUGUUUAGUAAAAGUACUCCAAAUAGAUAAACUUUUUUAAUAAUUUCUUUUUGAGGAGUUAAUUGUCUAGUUUUAGUUGAGAAAAACUGUCAAAAUAAACUCCAACAGCUUUAAAAA